Messenger RNA from Musa acuminata subsp. malaccensis (wild Malaysian banana), 1306 nucleotides. RefSeq names its product transcription factor PCF2. Lineage: Eukaryota; Viridiplantae; Streptophyta; Magnoliopsida; Zingiberales; Musaceae. Gene Ontology annotation, cellular component: nucleus. The record is from RefSeq and is a predicted model, not a curated record. Gene Ontology annotation, molecular function: sequence-specific DNA binding; DNA-binding transcription factor activity.
UAGGGUUUCGAUCCAUCUCGUCUUUUGGUGCGUGGGAAGUGUGGGUGCGAUCUCUUAUUUUUGAGGGAAAGAGAAAAGUUGUGAGCUUUUUCGAAGAAGCGAAGGCGGAGACAUGGAAUCCCAGACGCACGGCGAAGAGGACCGACGGCGGAAGACUGACCUAGGAGCAGGAGGGGGAGGAGGAGCUGUCCCGACGCCCGCGGUCAUACCGGUCCACCGAUUCAUCGUCCCCAAACCAGAGCCGAUGGAGAUGUUGGGGAUGAGGGCAUUCCAGAUAAUGCGGAGGCCAGCGAGCCGAACCAAGGAUCGGCACACGAAGGUGGAAGGCCGAGGAAGGAGGAUCCGAAUGCCGGCGGCGUGCGCCGCCCGCAUCUUCCAGCUCACGCGUGAGCUUGGCCAUAAGUCGGAUGGCGAGACCAUACAGUGGCUUCUGGAGCACGCCGAACCAGCGAUAAUUGCCGCCACAGGCACCGGGACCGUCCCCGCCAUCGCUACUAACAUCGGCGGUACCCUCAAGAUUCCCACCGAGGCCCCGACAUCCGCUCCGGUAACCUCCACAUCCACCCCCUCGGCCGUGGACGACGCAGCGUCGGCUGACGAUGAAGGAGCGGGCAAGAAACGGAGGAAGAAGCUCCAGCCGUCGCGGACAGGCGGCGGCACAGUGAUCGCCGGUUACUACCCCGUCCAAGACCCUUUACUUCCGGUGGGGGGUGCGAUCUCCAUAUCCUCGGGCCUGGCGCCGACCGCGGGAGGGGCGCAGGGAAUGGUCCCUGUGUGGGCGCUCGGAGGCGGCGCAGCUGCGGCUAGCGUAAUACCGCCGGGGGCGCUGUGGGUGCUGCCGCCGCCGUCCGCCACGGCGGGCACGUCGAGCCAGUCCCAGGCUUGGACGUUUCCUCAGGCGCCCCAAAUCGUCAAUCUUGCGACGUCCCGACCGAUCUCCACCGACGCGCUGUUCUCCGGCGGAGCACACGGCGUCAACGUUGCCACCACGGCAGGAGGGAAGCAUGAGCUGCAACUGAUGUCUGCUUCCGGUGAGCCACUACGCGGUCAAGCACAUGAGCUAGACGUGGACGACGAAGACGAGGAGAUCGAAGAGGACAGCAGCGAAGAAGAUUAAAAUUGGAUGUAGGAUUUUACGAGGAGAGGGCUUCUUCUCCCUCCUCUACUUUUUCCGUACUUUUUUUUUUUUUCUUUUCUUUUCCAUCUCUUGUUCCCUCAUGUUUCUACCUCCUCGUCCCCAUUUGUUGCUGGUACUUGAUGUAUCGUUCCAUUCAGUUGCAUAACAAAGCACAGUCGCCUGCAGCCA